Molecule: messenger RNA, 3281 nt
Organism: Annulohypoxylon maeteangense
Lineage: Eukaryota; Fungi; Ascomycota; Sordariomycetes; Xylariales; Hypoxylaceae
Exons: 9
Coding region: 705-2822 (705 amino acids)
Biological process (GO): DNA-templated transcription; regulation of DNA-templated transcription
Molecular function (GO): DNA binding; zinc ion binding; DNA-binding transcription factor activity, RNA polymerase II-specific
Source: RefSeq, a predicted model, not a curated record
AAGACAUGCCUUAGGGCCACCAGGGCACUGAAGAGCCACCACGGUGGCACUGCUACCCUCCAACUUUUUAAAAAAAAUACAUCCAUAAAUACAUCCAUACAGUACAUACACCCAUGGAUAUAUGGAUGUACAUAUUACAUACUGAUACCAGAGAGAGAAAAAAAAGAUAGAUCUUAUCGGCAACUGCCCAUGCCCAUGUACCUUUUAGUAGCCAAUGCAAAUGUCUCAUGAUAGACUAUGAUUACCCCAGUCGACCAGUGGACUGGCUGAGUUGUCUAACAACCAAUUCGACGCCCCGGACGCCCUCCUUCAUAAAACCCCCCCUCGGAACCGCAAACCGCAUCCAUACCCAAACUAGAAGAUUUUCUUUUUUCUUCUCGUCGGCCAGAAGUGAAUCUAUAUGUAGUAUGGGUUUAUCCUGGUAUCCUGACAUCCUGGCACCAUUUAAGUAGACUUGUCAUUACCCCGCUCUCUCAGCUGAAUUAAGAAGGGAUAGGUAGUCCAGUCCGCAUGAUCCGGUCAAUCGGAUCUGCUCACUUCCUCCCUUGACAAUCUCCACUACCAACUCUUUACCAAAGAGGCCACCCGCGGCUUUACUAUACCCUAUUUCAAUCUUGCUUUAAAGAUUCAAUUACCUAACUGCCUUACCGAUCCUUUUUGAAUACAGAUCAACUAGGUUUAGGUCCAAACCCAGAAAAGACGCAAUGACGAUGUCUGAGGGAGAUGGCUUGAAUGGGCUGAAUGGGUCCCAGAGAUUGACCAGUCAGGCGCCCGCCCCCAGGAAGAAAUUUGCGAUUCCUCCCGUCAAAAACGCCUGUCUAUCUUGCCGCGCAUCGAGGACGAGAUGUAAUGGCGAGAAUCCAUGCGCAAGUUGCUUGACAAAAGAUCGCGACUGCGUCUAUAAACCCAGUAGACGAGGAGGGCCUCGCAUUCGGAAGAAGGCCCGACCGAUGUCAGAUUAUCAAGAUCUGGCCAUAUCGCUUCCUACCAACCAAGAAGAAAUUCCCCAGGACACGCUCCUUCUCGAAAACUACAUAGAUCCCGGCGCUGGCCUUAAGCCUCUAGCUGAUAUCUGGAGAGACAGUGAUGCUAUCUAUGACAACUUAUUUCAAGAUGUUUUAGUAGACACUGCUAAUGCCACUACUCCUAACAUCAAGAUACCGAUGGUUAGGACUUAUGGAGGGAAUGAUCGGGCUAUACUAAAUGCCUAUUAUAUCUGGAUCCAUCCCUAUUUCCCUAUCUUACCGCCCCCGGAGACGGCGCCGGUACUUGAUCAAGUCUUGCCCCUCUACGAAAAUGAGAGGGCCAAAUUCGAGGAACCGUCUUCAGCUAUCGCUCUAGCCAUCUCUGCGAUCCUGGCCCUUAUACCAUGCCCCCAGGAUCCCAACCCGCUGGAGCCAGAGUCAAUCCGCUGGAGGCGGGCAUACUCACAAUUCCACGCCAAGGCAGCACUAGAGAGUAUCGAAACUGAGACGGAAAGGCCUGAGUCCUCUGUCGAGCCACCCAAAGCUCUAGAUGACUCCGACGAGGAGAUCUUUCGGGAGAAAUUCCACUCGCAAGUUCCUCUAGAACUAGAAAGUGUUAUCGCUCUCGACCUUCUCAGCGUAUACGAAUAUGCGCAACGUGGGAACUUGAAGAAGAUGCGGGCCAGGGUUGGCGCUGCCUUAAUGUCCGCCAUGUCCUUGAAUCUUCACAUCAAUAACGACGUGGAAGAUGAAUAUUCAGAAGCACGACGUCGCACAUGGUGGAUGACAUACAUCUGUGUCUGCCAAGGGUCAAUCGUUAGCAACACAGCUCCGACGCUCGACGUCUUCUCAUCUAGCUUUAACGCCAAGUAUCCGACCGUUAAGGCCGACCCAGAUGCAUGGCCUUUGUUCGUUCAGGCCCAGCAAGCCAUUCUCGCGGCCACCCAGUUCGUUAUUGACUUCAAUAAGGCCAGAAAUGAGCAAGCGGAUAUGACUCGCAUAUACAACAGAAUGCGAGAGCUAGAGCGCCUGUUGGAGCCUUUGAUCACCAAAUCCGAAACAUGGCUAUUAAAUUGCCCACUAACACAGCCAGUCGAUAGGACGGAGCUCGUCUUAUCGCAAUCGCUGCGGUGUAUCUCGCGCAUCAAGUUGAACAGUGCUCGAAUCAAAGUCCAUCGGUACUGUGCUUUCUUCGAUCUCGCCGUGUUUUCGGGAAAGCACUGCGAUUUAAAGAGCACGAACGAGAAGAGUGUAGUUGGUAGCCCGGAAAGUGUAACCCAAUUACAAGCGUGCUGCACUUCCAUGGGAAAUUCGCCGUCUAUGGGCAGUUCACCGUCCUCACACUCGAGCCCGUCCGGAGGAUCCGUCUCGCCUACGCUUUCUAACCGAUCCACACCGAACGUGGAUAGUUGUGGCUUCACCUAUCAGCAGCCUGCACCAGUCCAACCAUUCCCAUUUACCACCCACCACUCAUCGAAGAUAUGUCUAAAGUCCGCCUUGAAUAUCGCCCAGGCAUUCGAUUCCAUGCCCUACCCGAAUCCUACUGGCUUGCUUUGCGACGCCCCUUGCUACCUAGGGCCAUCUUCUACGUUAAUCACACCGCGGACAAUGCCGUCUUUCGCUUGUUGCGCGAUGCAGUGCAGCUACGCGUUGCUCAUGGUUAAGGACAGAACGGAAACGAUGUACCCGACCGCGAAUGGCGAAGCUGGGGUCCUCGUGGAUAAUCUCCGUGAUCGCCUUCAGCAAGGCCUAGUAUCUAUACUAGUAACGCUAGAGAACUAUGCGACGGCUUUCGAAGCCUUGGGUGGGAUGAGAGACCAGAUUCGAGACAAGGUUGAUUUAUCGCUAGGGUUCUGACAGGGGUUGGAUGGUCUUUCGUUAUAAUAAUUUAUGGAUAUCCUCUUGGAUGUGGAGGCAUGUUAGGGCGCAAUCGUUAUAUAUAGCUUUCGUGGCUUCUCCUCUCCUUGGACUAAUGUGAUGAGACUUCUCGAUGAUCGAGACCGGAUGAAUUCGGCCAAUGUGUACUAGAACAUAUGGCUGGGUAUGAUAACGUAAAGUAAAUAAUUCAUUGAGGCUAUGUCAAUUAAGAAAUCUGGUUCGGAGCCGUGUAUGGAUGUACUGGUGUGAUAGGCUCAUUAGCCUCUAGAGGUAUCAAAGUACUAGGUAGAAUCAAAAUCUUGUCAUACAUCUAGGAUAUUAUGGAUACUUGUGUACCUAAUGUAUAUUACUAGGUACCAUUUAUGUAUUUGAAGGGUUAGACUACAUGAUUUGGUGAUACCGCAUUAACUUCGCGGGUUCCGGUCCACGACUACCGCC